Messenger RNA from Mycotypha africana, 1228 nucleotides. RefSeq lists its product as uncharacterized. The transcript is spliced from 3 exons. Lineage: Eukaryota; Fungi; Mucoromycota; Mucoromycetes; Mucorales; Mycotyphaceae. The record is from RefSeq and is a predicted model, not a curated record. The coding region runs from base 163 to 1131 and encodes 322 amino acids.
GUUACUUCAGUAAGUUCUUUUUUUUUGUUUUCUUUAUUGUUGUAGUAAGCAUUUUGUAUUUGCUUUGCUCACAUUGGUUCCGCUAACUUUUCAUGAUCUGUCAAGGUGACAUGGUCCAAUAUAAGGCCGGAAAACCUUUGCACCUCUUCUGAUGAUGGUGCAAUGCGUUGUUUUACCCUUUCGCCUGAACAAUUUCCAGUGUGGGAUACUUAUUACCGACUUGCUGACUAUGACUAUGAUGAUACGUUACCGAUAGUACGCCAACAAUCGAGGGAUGCAAGCACGAUAUGGUCUUUCAACAAAAUUCAUCAUCAAAAUAUAGAUAACGGACCUUCAUUCACACAUUGGUUGAGUCGACUCUCGAGUACCACAGAGGGUCAAACGGAGAUGAAUAAAAGCAAAAAGAGCACCAUGCUUCUUACAGGUGCGUUGGGUUUAGGAGAAUGGGGUAUUCCAGAACCAGGCACUGUUUAUAAAGGCGAGAAUCUCGCCAAUGCUAGAGGUUCUGUUAUGCAAGUGAAAGCUUCAAAAUGUAGACCUUGUACAUACUAUUCCAUCACGGAUGGGGGUCAGUUAUCAUCACAUACAGUUAGGUUUGACAUUUCAAGUCACCUACGAAGCCGACAUAGAUUUGAUCCUGAAGAUAAAACAGAUCUUUCAGCUGAGAUUGAGGAUGAUAUUUACUGUCGAAGGAUAUCUAAAGCGCAAGAAAAAUUACAUCUAUUAAAGAUCGCGCCUAUUCAUGACGAACAAGAGGCACGCCAGCGAAGAGAAGAAGUGGACUUUUUGGAAGAGUGUUUGAUCUUACGUGACCCCAUCACCGAUUGGGCUCCGAAUUCCAUGCCUGAUAAAUCAAAAAAAAGGAUCUCUCGCCGAUUUUGGAGCGAGGACGAUUUAUGGGAAUCUGCUAUCAAUACCUUCAAGUUUGAUUUGAAGUAUUGGAGCUAUCGUAUUCCACCAGGGUGUAACACCGCUUUUGCGAUUCCCGUAAGUGGAUAUAGGAUUGAACCCAUCAGGUCUAAAGAACCCGACAUGUUCCUAACCGUAAUUGAGUUUGCCUUCAUUUUUGCAACAAAACUAUUUCCAUCAGUUAGAUUUAAACGAACCUAUUAUUGCACCGCAUUUAGUUGAGGAAGAAAAACUGGUGAAAGAACUUCCGCCGCUUGUGGGUCGGCGCGAAAGUGUCGAAUCGUUUUAUGCUUAUACUUCACCAAAAUACAACCAUGAC